Hyaloscypha bicolor E is the source of this 2362-nucleotide messenger RNA. Its product is annotated as HET-domain-containing protein. The record is from RefSeq and is a predicted model, not a curated record. Bases 124 to 2175 code for a protein of 683 amino acids. Lineage: Eukaryota; Fungi; Ascomycota; Leotiomycetes; Helotiales; Hyaloscyphaceae. The transcript has a single exon.
UUCGUGUGUCGAGUGAGAGUUUGCCCACAGUGAAGCUCGCCCUCCCGUGUUUUUUAGCUUUCGCGGGUCGCAUGUCUAAGCUAGAGAGGUGUGAAGCGGUGUUUGUUACUAAUUCACCGCGCAAUGCGAACGUAUCAAUACGAGCCUUUGGGCGCCAACGCCGAAAGGGGAUUCAGACUCGUAAAUCUACUCCCUGGGCAGUUUAAGGACGAAAUUCGUGUUGAAAUUUUGCGUACAGAGUCGCCCCCUGGACAUUCGGUUCAGAAUGAUUUGAGCUACGAGGCGUUGUCGUACGUCUGGGGUCCAGAAGAGAAUUCAUCGAUCAUUGCCGUUCGAGAUGCUUCGUUGAGACUCUAUGGAAGGGAAUCGAGUUCCAUCCUUGACGACACCACAUUGAAGCCAUCAUACAUUUCCGAAGCAAAUUCUCGGACUCUGUCUAUCAGACAAAACUUGGUUGUUGCCCUACGGCAUCUACGAAAGUCUUCCGAGGGCAGAAUCUUGUGGAUAGAUGCAAUUUGCAUCAACCAGGAAGAUGUGGAAGAACGGAACAGAGAAGUUGGCCGGAUGGGCCAGAUAUACGGCAAGGCUACUCGAGCCUUGAUUUGGCUUGGUCCCGAGGGCGAGAACAGCUCUCUGGCUAUACGGUCUCUGCGGCUUUUCGCCGAAGAUUUGACUAAUGAAUUCGUCAUGGAUUAUUCGGGUAGCAGAUACCGAGCACCAGGUUCGAGAACUGAGCUACUUCUUGCAUCCCCGAUUCCAUGGUAUGACGAAGAAGGACCCUGGCUGGCGAUUCGAAGGUUGUUUCACCGCAAGUGGUUUACUCGCCUUUGGGUAUAUCAGGAGUGCCGCCUGGCUGCUGACGUACUUGUGAUUGUGGGCUUCGAUACGUUGCCACUGCUGGAAUUCGUUCGAGCUGGGAUGUGGUUCGCUGAAGCCUGUUUGGAAACGCAAGAUUUUUUGGGGGCACAAAGGCUUGCUGCUUCGCUGAACAUCAUCCGGCCAAGACCGGCUGCCGGUGGAAUGGACGUGAUCAGUAGAACAAGAGGAUGUGACUGCGAAGAUCCAAGAGACCGAAUAUAUGCAAUCAUGGAACUGUUUCCAAAACACAUCAAACACAACCUACAUCCCGAUUACAGGUUGCCAGUCGAAGUUGUCUACAAGGACUUCUUUCUUGCAUACCUGAAUAAUUCUGGAGUAAUGAACUUCAUUGGGUUACCAUUGAUCAGCAAUCGUUCGACUCAUUCCUCUGAAUCAAUUCCAUCCUGGAUACCAAACUUGGCAUGCCCUGUUCGUCGCUUACAGUUUGGCCUGGCUUGUGGAAAGUCUGAGCAUACGGUUGUUCAUUCAAGCACGAACGACAGCCUUCGAGGGCAUGGGACCCAAAUUGCUAAGCUUUCUAGCGUCGGGGGUACUCUUCCUCUUGGUGCCACCAAUAGAGAAAUACUCGCAUACUGCGCUGCUCACCAACCCCGAGACUUGUUUAAAGGAACAUACGUAGAUGGCCGAAUGCUGCUCGAAGUAUUUGCGGAAACAUUAGUCUCCGGAUCGAGAGACAAGCUUUUCGGUAUAGAUUUUCCCUCAUCGGAGCAAUUAUGUGACGAAUAUUUGCAGUUUUCGACAACUGGAAAGCAGCCUUCGCCAUUCUUCCUCUAUCAAAUGAGAACAUACCUACCAGGAAGGGCGUUCUUCAAUGCUCACGGUGGCUACUUCGGAACGUGCCCUCCUACAGCUGCCCCAGGGGACAUUGUCUGCGUGGUCCUUGGCUUCCAAUUUCCCAUAGUUCUUCACCCGAUCGCAGAAGAGCCAGGCUGCUUUGAACUACGCGGAGAAUGUUAUGUACCUGGCUUAAUGGAAGGCCAAGGUCUGUUAGGGCCAAUCACACAGGGAUGGAGGUUAUUUAAGUUAUUGAGGCCCAGACCCUGGGGAUAUCUUUUCACAAAUGGCCAAAUUCAAACCCAGAAUGAUCCGCGAUUGCCUGCUCUGCCUCCGAAUUGGCGAGUGAGCUUUCAGUUUGGAGACAUUCUUCAAGAUAAUGAAUAUGAUUCUGAUGGAAACGUUGGGGAGACAAGAUUUGUCAACGAGAAAGAAGGAAAGGUGCAGUGGCAUGACCCAAGGUUGACACCGGAGUUGUUGAAAGCACGAGGAGUCAAAAUUGAGCAGCUGUCCAUCAAAUAGCAGGAUCAUAUUCUAUGAGGACAUGCAGAACAUUCCUGUUACAAAUUUCUUAGAAUCUUCAAGAUCAGCUUUACUUCCAAAGCGGUCCCCUUCAGCAGGCUUCGAUUUAUCUUGUAGGCAGUUAAUUUAUGAAAACGAGUAUGGGGCGAAGAGCUGUAACAUGAAUAAAGAGAAUGGCAUACCCGCG